Messenger RNA from Mytilus californianus (California mussel), 3685 nucleotides. Its product is annotated as probable flavin-containing monoamine oxidase A. Bases 34 to 1599 code for a protein of 521 amino acids. Gene Ontology annotation, molecular function: oxidoreductase activity. NCBI's taxonomy places the organism in Eukaryota, Metazoa, Mollusca, Bivalvia, Mytilida, Mytilidae. The transcript has 11 exons. The record is from RefSeq and is a predicted model, not a curated record.
UCAUCUACUUUCGUUUUCAACAUCUGGAAGAAAAUGACAGUCGAUGUAGAUGUCUUGAUUGUUGGAGGUGGAAUUUCGGGGUUGACAGCUGCAUAUACUAUAUCUAAAAGAGACCCAAGUUUAACAUAUGUUGUUUUAGAAGCUAAAGAUAGAGUUGGAGGCAGAACUUUUUCUGUUCCCCUAAAGACUGGUACUGGUACAGAUAUAUUUGACCUUGGAGGACAAUGGGUUGGCACUUCUCAAAUAGAUGUGAUGGAUCUUCUAAAAGAGCUAGAUAUAGAUACUUACAGUCAGUACAUACAAGGGAGAAAGUUUAUGCAGGUUGAUGGACAUAAAAUAUCCAGUUAUACAUCAACUAUACCCUCACUGUCUUUCUUUUCCCUGAUUGACUUAGAUAUGUCAAUGAAGAAGAUUGACAAAAUGGCAAAACUUGUAAAUAUACAGGAUCCUUAUAAAAGUCCACAGGCUAAAAAAUGGGAUGCUAUGACAGUAGAAACUUUUGUCAGUCAGAAUUUGUGGACCCAAGCUGCAAAAGACUGCCUUGUGUCUGCCACUAGGUGUAUGAUGGGUGUUGAAUUGUCACAGAUUUCAGUGUUGUAUUUUCUAUCAUACGUGAAUGCAGCUGGGUCUUUACAAAAACUGCUUGAAGCAACUGAAAAUUGUGGACAGGAAUUCAAAAUUAAGGGAGGAGCACAACAGAUAUCUAAACAACUAGUCAGUAAACUUGCCAAAGACACAGUUAAACUAAGUCAUCCAGUACUAAGUAUAGAACAAACAAAAGAUGGUGUUAUUGUUAAAACUCUAAAUGGAUCUGAGUUUAAAUGUAAAUCUGUGAUAAUGGCCACACCACCAAAUAUGACAAAUAAAAUAAAUUUCAAGCCUACUCUUCCAGCACCUAAAAAGGAGAUAAUGAACAGAAUGCCAGUCGGUUUAUUAAAUAAAGUCAUUAUUACUUAUGAAAAAGCCUUCUGGAGAGAAGCUGGUAGUUCUGGAGAGAUAGUAACUAUUGGUGGACCUUCCACUGUGGAGGGCUGUGAUGAAGGACCUUUGUGUAUUGUAUAUGAUGCUACAUCAUCAAAUAACAAUGCUGCUUUAGUGGCAUUUAUUGGUGGCAAACAAGCCAUUCAGUGGCAACUGCAAUCAGAAGCUGACAGACAGUCGGCAGUUUUAAAAAGUAUGUCCUCAUUCUUUGGUGAUGAUGUAUGGAACUAUAAAGACUACAGGGAACAAGACUGGGGACUGGAGCCCUACAGUGAAGGUAGCCCUGUAUGUUGUGCUGCACCUGGUGCUAUGCCAUAUUUCGUUAGUGGAUUACGUCAUUCUUUUGACAGAAUAUAUUUUGCUGGAACAGAAUCUGCCACUAGGUGGUGUGGAUUCAUGAAUGGAGCGGUGCAAGCUGGGAAAAGGGCAGCAUUUGAAGUUAUUUAUAGAUUCCAUCCUCAAGCCAUAACAAGGGAGGAGGUGAAUGAAGCUUUUGUUAUCUCCAGAACAGACCUUAAAUUAAAACAGAAAUCAUUUCACUUACGAUUUUAUGUAUUUGGUAUUGGUACUGUUGUUGGAGCAGGUUUAUUAUUUACUAUCUACUUUCGACGAAAAUGAUGUGUAAUCUAAAAGCUAAAAUAUUGAAAUUAAUUAGUUCACAAAUGCUCUCUAUUUUUUAUUUUUUUUUUAUUGAUAUGGUAAAGUGGGUAUUUAGUUUUUUUAGUAAUAUUUUUCUGUAGCUGUAAGUCUUUCCGAUGUGAAUCAUGAUUGUUUCUCUCUCAUAGUGUGAUAGGUUGUCUAAAAAUGGACCAACACAGAAAUGGUGUUGCAUUUUCGGACUCGCCAUUUUUGACAUUCUGGUUGGUGAAGACGUCAUUUACAAGCACACCUAGUCUGUGACAAUGAAUAGAUUAGGACCGAAGUGGAAUUUCUGAAUCCGUCAAUAAAAAAGCCUAAUUAACUGUGAGAAAGAAUUAUUAGAUCAGAUCCUUUCUGUACAAAAUUUCCUUUUGCAGCACUUACUAUUCCAGUACCCUUUACACAGAUGUCAUACAUUGUAAAGCAGAAUCAAAUUGUAAAUGUUUAGCAUCUCAGUGACCAUUGCCUUAUUUGGUAAAAACCUGUCAGAUCUGGUAAACGUCUGCUGAUAAAUGCCUUCCUGAUUUAAUAAAAGCAUGUGGUUUUAAAGUAAUCAGAAAAUUGAGAAUUGGACAUUUAUUGUAUGAAUAAAUGUCGUUAUUUUAAUAGGAAAUAUUUGUGAACACAUGCUUUUUCCUUAAAUUAAAAAAAAUAUUGGAGAAGCUAAACAUUUAUUUUGGAUGGCCUUACAGAGUAAAUAUUCACAGCAACAUUUACAUAUAUAAUAUACGAUAAUAGUUUCUUUUAUCUGUGUCCAUUGUCAUUGUUUUAUAUACAUUUAAAUGUAAUGCUUGCUUGAGUUAUGGUCCUUGUCCAAACUACUGAAAUGUACAGUGAAACCUUUCUAAACUGAACCUCUUUGAGAAGGAAGAUUAUGUAUAAAUAAACAACAAUUAAGUCAAUGUCAGACAAUCAUCAACUUUUCUAAUGAGGCCUCUGGGGGAAAGCAGGAUUUAACAUGCCCUUAAAUAGUUCCAUGCCAAAUACAAUAAAGUUGAUAUUUUUCUGACAUUGAUCGAAUAUUGUUUUUUUAUACUGCAGCUAAAAUGGCAACAAUAAUAGCAUUUAACAUUUAAACACAAAAAAUAAACCUAUUUUUCAACCCUAAAUGAGCCCCAGAUUGUGAAGAAAGGCCAUGCGACAUGAAAUUGACAUUGUAUAAUAUAUCACUUUAUUACUAUUUUGAAAAUAAAGACAACAGAGAGUGUUCAAGCUGCAGUAUAAAUUAGUUUAUCUGUAGGUCACCAGAAUUUGUAUUGCAUGUCUUUAUACACAAUCUACCUAGGAUAAGACAGGUUUCUCUAUACAGUACAUCCAAUGCAAUUCAGUUUAAAAUCCCUCAUCCUUAUCAGGCUUGCCCCCUUCUUAUUCUGUGCCUUCUUAUGUUGAGUGAAUCACAUUGAAACAGGGUGGGGUACCGGUGAUUGCUGGCAAUUUAGAAUGCAAACACUCUAAAUUAUGACCCUGUCAUAUGAUAUCUAUUGAAUAUUUAGAGGUAUUUCAGUGUGAACCCAUUACACUUACCAGCAUUCACUGUGAAAAAUCACCAACAUGAGUGAUUAAUAAUUGAAUCUCCCUGGAUGUACUGUACACUAUGCAAUAUAUUACAUGUCAAUCUUUUAGACAUCAUCUUUUUGUUGAAAUUAUUAAAUCGUUUUUAAAUAAUUUUAAAAAUAGUCAGCUUUAAUGAUAUUGAGUUUCAUUUGAUAUAAGAGAUAGUCCUUGUGGCUUUUUAAUUAUCUAUAUAAAUUGGGAAAAACAAACUACAUGUGCAUAUUUUAUUUUCAACAUGAGUUUGAAUGUCCCUUUGGUAUCUUUCGCCUCUCAUUAACAUUGUAUGUUAAUGAUUUGUAAAAUGAUAAGUGGAAUAAGAGGCCAGGAUUUUAAUUUUGAAUUAUAUUCUUAGCUAUUAGGUUCAUCCAAAAAGAAAGACAUUUUUCAUAAUUUGAAUUUAAAGUUUUAAUUUUACUGUGUUUUAGUGUGAAAAGUUUUUGAUAUAUUUAAAAGAUGUUGAUAUGUUUUUAUAUCUUUUUGAGAAUAUUUUGUUAUUUGUUUGAAAUAAAAG